AUGCCACUCAGCACUUUCCUCCCCCUCCUCCACGAAAUCCACGACACGUACGAAGGUUCGCUUACCCCCACCCCUAUAAGAGCGGUGAACAAAAAAGUGAACAAACUAACCACCAAAACCCCCCCCCGCCCGGCGGCCCAUCCCCACCCCCAUCCUUGCAGAAUCCAUAACCCUCUUCGCCACCAAACCUCCAUCCAAAGACCUCGGCUUCCUAGAUCCCAAUCACCCAGCGUGCUCUCAUCUCCCCGUGGUGGUGAGACAACCGGUGCCGUCCUUUGGAAAGUAACCCCCAUCUUUGCAGACUACCUUUCGAACCCCGGGAACGCAUUCUUUAGUCAUGGAGUUUUGAGCUCGAGGUCUACGGUCUUGGAACUUGGCUGCGGGGUUGCAGGUGUGCUUGGGUUGACGCUUGGGAGUAGUGGCAGGGUUCGGGCCUAUUUUCUCAGCGACCAGGAGUAUGUGCUGAAGCUGUUAAGGAGGAAUUUGGAGGAGAAUACCCCGCCUGCUGUUGCUCAGCGCAAGGGAGGUGCGAGGGUGAAGGGGAGCGCGAUGGUUAGGACUCUCGCGAUAGAUUGGGAAAAGGAUCGGAUUACUCGGGAGCACCCGGUGCUUAAGGAAGGGGUGCCAUUUGGUGCGGUGAUUGCUUGCGAUUGUAUAUAUAAUGAGUCAUUGGUGGAGGGGUUUGUUGAGGCCCUGGAGGAGGCUUGUCGGGAACUUUCGGCCGCCUCAUCCUUCUCCACGAGGGCAGCUGGGGGAAGAGACAGUGGCAGCACACUUUCCGAAGGAGCGGGAGGAGAGGGAGAAGCGAAGCCAACUUUGGCAGUGAUUGCGCAGGAGCUCCGAUCCCCAGAAGUAUUCGAGACUUGGCUCGAGAGAUUUCGUAAAUCCUUCCACACAUAUCGCAUUCCCGACUCGCUGCUCACGCCCGAAAUAAACUCCUCCUCUGGGUACUGUAUACACGUCGGAAUCCUCCGAGACUAA
Messenger RNA from Tuber melanosporum (Perigord truffle), 981 nucleotides. RefSeq lists its product as uncharacterized. The transcript is spliced from 3 exons. The coding region runs from base 1 to 981 and encodes 326 amino acids. Lineage: Eukaryota; Fungi; Ascomycota; Pezizomycetes; Pezizales; Tuberaceae. The record is from RefSeq and is a predicted model, not a curated record.